CGUGGUUGUCAUAAAAUCGUGAUCGAUUAGUCACGUCUUUACGCAGUUUCAAUGGACGCCUUUGACUUGUUUAGAAAGAUUGGAUCUGGAGCAAAGUUUGAUUUGAAACGGUUUGCUAAAGAUGCAGAGCGAUUUAAGGUAGGGAAGUCUCAAAACAAGGACAGCUCAAAUCAGCUGACUGGAAUCAGCUUUUUUGGCAAAGAGACACAAGAGAACACAUCUCUGGAGUCCAGAUUAAGUGAAGAUGAUGUUGAAGAUGAGAACGAGGAGAGUGAUGAAGAGCAGGCUUCUGGUAAACGGAAACGGACUAAAGUGGAUGAGCCAGUGAAGACAGCCCAUAAGAAAAAGAAAGGAGCUAAGAAACAAGACGAAGAUGCAGAGGUUGAGAAGAGCGAGGAAGAGGGGAUCCAGUGGAUGUCAUCCCAAGACAAAGUGCAAGACCCCAAUAAGGAAUCUAAAGACAAGUCCUCCUUGAAAAGACUAAAGCAGCUUUAUAAGGAGAAGGUGAAUCAAAUACGGCAUCAAAACCGGAUUAACGUGCAUGGGACAGACAUUCCAGAUCCUGUUUCCACUUUUGAAGAACUGCAGAAGGAGUAUGAUCUGGACCCUCGAAUCAUUCAAAACAUCAAGGCAGCGGGUUUCAAAACCCCUACACCCAUACAGAUGCAGGCCAUUCCUCUCAUGAUGCAUAAAAGAGAGAUACUGGCAUCUGCUCCGACAGGCUCUGGUAAGACUAUGGCCUUCUGUCUGCCCCUUCUGGCUCAUCUUCGCCAGCCCCUCAACAAGGGUUUCAGAGCCAUCAUCAUCUCCCCAACCAGAGAGCUCGCCACUCAGACUCACAGAGAGUUGCUCAAACUGUCAGAAGGAGUGGGCUUCAGAAUUCACAUGAUCAAUAAAGGAGUUGAAGCUGUGAAAAAAUAUGGGCCCAAGACAGCAAAGAAAUUUGAUAUAUUGGUGACGACUCCUAACAGAUUGAUAUAUUUACUAAAUCAAGAACCUCCUGCUAUCAGCUUAAGCAGUGUGGAGUGGCUGGUGGUGGAUGAAUCUGAUAAGCUCUUUGAGGAUGGUAAGAAGGGAUUCAGAGAGCAGCUUGCCACUAUCUUCUUGGCCUGCACUUCUCCUAAAAUCCACCGUGUUCUCUUCAGCGCAACCUUCGCCACAGAUGUAGAGGAGUGGUGCAAACUGAACCUAGACAACCUCGUCUGUGUCAACAUUGGACCCAGGAACUCUGCAGCUGAGACUGUGGAGCAGCAGCUUCUGUUUGUGGGUUCAGAAAAUGGAAAGCUACUUGCUAUGAGAAACCUUAUAAAGCAGGGAUUUCUACCGCCUGUGUUGGUGUUUGUUCAGUCUAUUGACCGUGCCCGAGAACUGUUCCAUGAGCUGGUGUAUGAGGGAAUAAACGUGGAUGUGAUCCAUGCGGAUCGCACACAACAGCAGAGGGACAAUGUUGUGAGCAGUUUCCGUUCGGGGAAGAUCUGGGUGCUGAUCUGCACUGCUCUCAUGGCCCGUGGUAUUGACUUCAAGGGCAUCAACCUGGUUAUCAACUACGACUUCCCUACGACUGCUGUGGAAUACAUCCACCGGAUUGGGCGAACUGGAAGAGCAGGACACAAAGGAAAGGCAGUAACUUUCUUCACAGAGGAUGACAAACCUCUCCUUCGCAGCAUUGCUACCGUCAUAAAGAAGGCUGGAUGUCCUGUCCCUGAGUACAUGAUUGGGUUAAAGAAAAUCAAAAGCAAAGUGAAACGUCAGCUUGCAACAAAACCACCCAGACGGUCAACAAUUCGCACGACUCCACGCAUUCUCUUUGAGAAAAAGCCUGGCAAGAGAAAAAGGAGAAAAAGAAAAGCUGCAGAAAAGGAAGCAGAAGCAAAAGGCAAACCAUCAGAAGUCAUUUCUAACAGCUGAUGUGGCACAUUGAGAGUGUUGUACAGGCUGCUAUUUUUUUCUAUCUACAUUUUUGUCUCUAAUAAAGUGAAUGUUGACCAGUCUCUGUGAAGAUCUUAUGGAAGUCAAUAUAUGGAUCAGAGCUUGUCAGUGCUGUUCCAUUUUACAUUACAUAAAACAUUACCAUCAAAAACGGAAAUAGGGUCUUUUUAAUGAUUUGUUUUUAUCAAAUGCAGUGGGAUUUGUGUCUGUGAUUUUUGGAUAGCUGUAAAAAGGAAACCAGCUGUUUCCACAGACCAGUUUCAUUUCAGAUUAAUAGUCACUCGGCCAUGUCAGGACUGCCUAAUGUUGCAUUACAAAAUAAAAGUCUCAUAUUCUACCUUUUCUGUCUGUGAUUUUGCACAGCUGUAAAAAGGAAACUCACCGUUUACACAGACCAUUUUACACAGACCAACACAGUACACUCACCAUACACAGGCAAUUCAGAUUAAUAGUACAUGACCCCCAGAGUGUCACUCCAAUGUCAGGACUGUCUGAUGUUGCAUUACAAAAUAAAA
Molecule: messenger RNA, 2444 nt
Organism: Labeo rohita (rohu)
Lineage: Eukaryota; Metazoa; Chordata; Actinopteri; Cypriniformes; Cyprinidae
Gene: ddx52
Product: DEAD (Asp-Glu-Ala-Asp) box polypeptide 52
Exons: 15
Coding region: 52-1908 (618 amino acids)
Biological process (GO): maturation of SSU-rRNA
Cellular component (GO): 90S preribosome
Molecular function (GO): RNA helicase activity; nucleic acid binding; ATP binding
Source: RefSeq, a predicted model, not a curated record